AUGGAUGACUCCGACGAUUCGUUGUACCAUCCCGAUGAGAGCGAUGACGCCUUCAAGGCGAGUCAACGCAAGCCCCAGCCUUCUCGACCACAGACGCCCGAACCAAACAAUGACACCAAAAGCGUCGCAUCCGAUCCGCCGAGCGCACUUCGUCGCUCAACACGUCGGCCCGUGCCGGUGACGAGACUGGACCCGUCUGUGGACAAGAGACCAGUGUCACUUGCACUACAGGUCCCCAGAGAGGCAUCCACACACAAGCCGGGUACCCGCAACCACACGAUCCAUCUGUUACUGAAGUUGCCUGGAUUCAGCUUCACCAGUGACACCAAUGUCUUCAGCGCCAGUAGGAGCACACGUUUCGCAUAUUUGCUGGGCGCCCAGUCCGCGCCAGCUUUCAACGAGAGAGUAGUGAUUCCCAGCAACCAGAGCAUCGUCUCAGUCCGUGUGGCCGACGUCCUUGAAGUGUGUUGCGACGAGUGGCUUGAGUACUGGCAGGAUGAGCCCUUGACGAGUGGAUUCUGGGGUGAAGCGGCUGAGAGCCUUCGCUGUCAGAAGAGAUACUGGGCAUCGAGGAAGCCCAACGCCUCUGGUGAUGAGGUAUACACGAUCUGCUUCGCGUACACGCGCCACUGGGACGAGAAUGGACGUGGCCGUGCCAUAAGUGACGAGGCCAGCUGGGGCUUCGAACUGGAGAAUGCCGCACGUGACUUCUUGGAGUGCAUCAGGGAGAGCGAGGCCCGUUUUGGCCUAAUCGAGAGGGCGAGAAGCGUCGACAGGAACAGGUCUGCCAACCGGAAUGGAACCACACGUGCCUUGGUAGCAAAUGAUGCGCCGUCCCGGGGCUCCAGAUCGAGGACCGCUGGCAUGGACAAUGGGCAUCAAUUCGUUCUCGGGGGUCACAGUGAUGUAGUCGUUGUCACGGGACCCCGUCACGGACACAGCGAUCAGGGCCAGGGAAGCUCCUCUAACAGGGUCAGGGCCAGGGUUGAAAGGGGCGAUCCAAACCGACUUCUGGUGACCUUCUCCGGUCUCGUCAAUCAGAUGCCGGGAGAACGAGAGGCACUACAUGGCGAUGAGGGUAAAGAUGUCCGGCCCCAAGCUGGAGCUGACGAGGAUGUGGAGAUGAGUUGA
Diaporthe batatas is the source of this 1131-nucleotide messenger RNA. RefSeq lists its product as uncharacterized. NCBI's taxonomy places the organism in Eukaryota, Fungi, Ascomycota, Sordariomycetes, Diaporthales, Diaporthaceae. The coding region runs from base 1 to 1131 and encodes 376 amino acids. The transcript is spliced from 5 exons. The record is from RefSeq and is a predicted model, not a curated record.